UGCAUCACUUCACAGGGCUUAUGCCAUGAAAGUGUGUCAUUUUAAAGAUGUAUCAUUAAGUGUGCUCUGAGAAAGAUGUAAACUUUCACUUGUGAGAUAAGUACUCCGGCUUGUUGACUGAUGGCGAGACCAGAUUGCGAGCCCGCUACAACCUCUCGGCGAUGUAGUAGUUUUUAGCUUAAAAUGUGAUCCUAUGAGUUUCCUGAGAACCGGUAAGAGACAUUUCCAGAUGGAGACAGACCUGAGACUGGAGUCCAGUUUGUGGGUCGACAAGAAAAGAUACCGGGCUGUCCUGACGGGCUGGUAUUUCAACUGGACAGAGUUAGACAAGAAGAAUCGCGCCAAGAAAACAAUUUCAGUACCUGUGGCGGAGGUGGUUGGAGUGCAGGAGGGUCGGGUAGAGAUCCUGCCCAAGAAGUCAGUUGAGGAUACAGACAAAGACUUCACAGUUUUCUAUGUGAAGCGCAGCAGUAGUGGAGGCUCUUAUGGGCUGCUAUGGAGACUGGGCCGGAUCCAGUUCAGCUGCCUGAGUCGAGUCCUGCGAGAUCAGUGGAUAAAACACCUAAAAACUGCUCUUAAAACUCACAGUCCAAUGCGGCCGCACAGGUUGUUGGUGUUUAUUAACCCUUUUGGAGGGAAGAAGAAAGGAAGAGAAAUCUACCACUCUCUGGUUGCUCCUCUGUUUGAGCUGGCUGGUAUCAGCUCUCAUGUGAUAGUGACAGAGCGGGCAAACCAGGCCCGAGACCACCUCCUGAAGAAAGAUUUGACAGGCUUUGAUGGUGUGGUGUCUGUGGGUGGCGAUGGCAUGUUCAGCGAAAUACUUCAUGGUUUGAUUGGGCGGACACAACAAGAGGCAGGCCUGUGUGAGAAUGAUCCUGUUGUCACUCUGCAGCCGUGUCCGUUGCAUAUCGGCAUCAUCCCUGCAGGUUCUACAGACUGUGUGUGCUUUGCCACAGUCGGAGUAAUCGACCCUGUUACUUCAGCUUUGCACAUUGUCAUUGGUGACUCUCAGCCCUUGGAUGUUUGUUCAGUCCAUCAAGCCUCUGCACUUGUCCGCUACUCUGUGUCUCUGCUGGGUUAUGGCUUCUACGGGGAUGUACUUGCUGAGAGUGAGAAACACCGCUGGAUGGGACCUCUCAGAUAUGACUAUUCAGGCACAGUGGUGUACCUGAGCAACAGGAGCUAUGCAGGCAUAGUUCAGUAUCUACCAGCAGACCCUGUGCUCUCCAACCCCAGAGACAGAACACGCUGCCUUGCAGGAUGCAGUGUGUGCUCCAGAAGCACUGAAAGACUUUUCCCCAACUCUUCAGACUCAGGAUCCCUGUACAGCUCUCACUACAGCCAGUUCAAUAGUGAGUCAGAAGGUGAGUGGGUGAGCGUGGAGGGCAGGUUCAAGUGUGUGUCUCUCACUUGUAUGUCAAGCUCGUGUCCCAAGAGUCCUCUUGGCCUCUCGCCCUCUGCUCAUUUGGCAGAUGGCACAGGAGACCUCAUCCUGGUGUGGGACACUCACCCAUUGGGAUUCCUGAAGUUCCUCUACAGGCACACAAGCUCCCAGGACCAGUUUGACCUCCCUUUUGUUGAGGUUCAUCGUGUAAAGGCUGUCCGUUUCUUCCUCCCCCCUGGAAAAGAGGAGGACUCUUUUGAUGAGAUUGGGGGGAAGAACGAUGGGGUUGAUGAUGAAGAGAGAGCCUACUCUGAGGCUGUAGGCAAGAAUGGAUCCCAGCAGCACCUGGCAGAGAGAGGGGCAGGAGAAGACUUGAAAAAAAAGCAGAAACCAGGAAACCCUUUUUUGUGUGGUGUGUGCUGCAGCAAAGCUCCCGCUGUGUCGGUGUGGAACUGUGAUGGAGAGAUUCUUACCUCCACUGAGAUCCUCAGCAGGGUUCAUGGCCAGUUGGUGCGUCUAUACGCGAGGGGCAUCGAGGACGGAGCAGCCGUGUUGAACUCCACUGAAGAAAAUGACAAACGUGAAAGGACAUCUUACACAAAAAGUCUAACGAAUGUUGGAUAAUGGAAGAAAAGAGACAAGUCUGAGAGGCGUGACUGCUUUGUGAAAGAGAUUAACCAGGCUUCCACUCUCUUCUGGCCAAAAAGCUCCAAAUAUUUCAGGCACUUUUAAAAGUUUUCUUAUUGUGAGAUAAAAAUAUAUACAUAUAUUUAUUCUUCUAUGAGUGAAAAACUGCUUCUUUAAAAAUAUUAAAAGCACUAUUAUAUUGUUAUAUGUGCAUGUUUUUCUGUACAAAACAUACUUGCAU
This is a messenger RNA of Cheilinus undulatus (humphead wrasse), 2252 nucleotides long. Its product is annotated as ceramide kinase family protein. The coding region runs from base 194 to 2008 and encodes 604 amino acids. NCBI's taxonomy places the organism in Eukaryota, Metazoa, Chordata, Actinopteri, Labriformes, Labridae. The record is from RefSeq and is a predicted model, not a curated record. The transcript has 13 exons. Gene Ontology annotation, molecular function: kinase activity.